This is a messenger RNA of Chara braunii, 8045 nucleotides long. The record is from the annotation of a GenBank genome assembly. Lineage: Eukaryota; Viridiplantae; Streptophyta; Charophyceae; Charales; Characeae.
GUGUUUCUUCUGUCCUCCGGCCUGCUGUCCCCAAGGCAGACAAUCUGCGCUGGGGGAGCGAGGUAGCGAGAGCAUGCGAGAACCUAGACCGGCGGGAGGAGAAGGCGCGCUCAAGGCGUGAGGGGAUUAUCCCGCGGUGUCGCUACUGUUGGUGCCCUUUGGAUCCCCGCCAUCCACGCAAGUCGUCUCUCCGCGCUUCCGGCGGUUCCAGGGCGGCGGCGUAUGUCGCAGUGGAGGCAAGACGUUGUCCCUGGCGGCCAUCGCUCGCAAGCUUGCGAGCGAGAAGACGAGCAAUUGCAAUCUGAAACAUCAUCUGUAAGGAUAUCGUCGGCGGGAGCGAGUGUACCCAGCGGAGCUGACAGGCCGCGAAGAUGGCGACCUUCGCCAAACCGGAGAACGCUCUCAAGCGUGCGGAGGAGUUAAUGAAUGUAGGGCAAAAGCAAGCAGCCCUACAGGCCCUCCACGACCUCAUCACUUCCAAGAGGUAUCGAGCAUGGCAGAAGACGCUGGAAAGGAUUAUGUUCAAAUAUGUGGAGCUUUGCGUCGAUAUGCGGAAGGGGAGGUUCGCAAAAGAUGGACUUAUCCAGUUCAGGAUUGUUUGCCAGCAAGUGAACGUGUCGUCCCUUGAGGAAGUCAUCAAGUAUUUUCUGAAGCUGGCAAACGAGCGAGCAGAGCAGGCGCAAGCGGCGGCUGCAGAAGUCACCCUCGACGUGGACGAUCUCGAUGCCGUCAAACGACCAGAAGAUUUGAUGGUCAGCUACGUCAGUGGAGAGAAGGGGAAAGAACGUGCAGACAGAGAGAUGGUCACUCCAUGGUUCAAGUUCCUGUGGGAAACGUAUCGGACGGUUUUGGAGAUUCUGCGGAACAACUCGAAGCUGGAAUCCCUCUAUGCGAUGACAGCGCACAAGGCUUUCCAGUUCUGCCUGCAUUACAAGCGGACAACGGAAUUCCGAAGGCUGUGCGAAAUUUUGCGAAAUCAUCUGAUGAAUCUGAACAAGUAUCGGGACCAGAGAGAUAGGCCAGAUCUUUCUCUUCCAGAGAGCCAACAGCUUUACAUGGAGACCAGAUUUGAGCAGCUCAAGGUCGCUACGGAAUUGGAGCUCUGGCAGGAAGCGUUCAGGUCUGUGGAGGACAUUCAUGGACUGAUGACUUUGUUCAAGAAGGCUCCAAAACCCCAGAUGAUGGCGACAUAUUAUGCGAAGUUGGCAAAGAUUUUCUGGGUCUCUGAGAACCACCUUUACCACGCCUACGCGUGGUACAAGCUGUACAGUCUGCAGAAGAACUACAACAAGAACCUUCUUCCUCGGGAUCUUCAACUAAUUGCAUCGUCUGUGCUGCUUGCAACACUCUCGGUUGCACCAUAUGAUCGGAAGCAUGGCGCCCAUCACUUUGAACUGGAGAUGGAGAAGGAGCGAAAUGUGAGGAUGGCUAACUUGCUGGGAUUCAGCUUGGACCCGAAGAGGGAUGCACGGGAGGUGCUCUCCAGGUCAGCUCUUCUUUCGGAGUUGGUAGGGAAAGGUGUGAUGAGCUAUGUUCCCCAGGAUAUCAAGGAUGUUUACAACAUCCUUGAAAACGAGUUCCAUCCUCUCGAUCUAACCACGAAGGUGCAGCCUCUGUUGGAGAAAUUGUCCUCCUACAACGAAAAGCUGUCUGCUGCCUCUCCUGUGCCCGAGGUGCAACUGGAUCAGUAUGUUGAGCCAAUUCAGAGGUUGACAACUCUCCGGCUUCUUCAGCAGGUAUCCCAGGUUUAUACCACUAUGAAGAUUAGGCAUCUGGCAAACAUGAUCCCAUUUGGAGACUUCAACUACAUUGAGAAACUGGCGAUGGAUGCGGUAAAAUACAACUACGUUCAAGUCAGAGUUGAUCAUCUGAAGGGCACGGUUCAGUUUGGCAGCCAGGAUCUGGAGUCGGACAAGAUAAAGAAUCACUUGACAAUCUUGGCGAAGAGGCUCAACAAGGCACUUGGGCUCAUUCAUCCCACUGGACCAAGUCCGGAUUAUGUAGCUGCAAAGAAACGAGACAUUCAGCGGCUCUUGUCAGCUGUAAACAAGGAGCACCAGGUUGCGCUUGCAAGAAAGGUGUUGAUCGAGCGACGUAAGGAGGAGCAAGAGAGGCAGAUGCUAGAGAUGGAAAGAGAGGAGGAAUCCAGGAAGCUGAAGCAGCAGAGGCUUACGGAGGAGGCUGAGGCUAAACGUUUGGCAGCAGAGUCUGCCCGUCGUGAGGAGGAGCGAAUCCGAAGAGAGCUGGAGGAGAAGGAACUCGAGAAAGCGAAGAUGAUGGUUGCCGAUAUGGAAAAGCGCAAAGGAAAGAAGGGCAAGAAAGGAAUUACAGCGGAGCCGGAUAAAGACAAGCAGCAAUUGAUGGACCUCCUCCUCUCGGAGCAAAUUAAAGAACGCCAGGAGAUGGAGCGUAAACUGCAGAGGCUCUUGAAGCAAAUGGAUCAUUUGGAGCGUGCGAAACGUGAGGAGGAACGCCCUGUUAUUGAGGCUUCCUAUCAACAACGUCUGAUUGACGAUGAGGAGUACCACAACCAGCAGCAGCAGCUGACAAUCGAGCAAAGCAAGCUUCAGCAUGCGGCAGAUAUCCAGGAGAAGAGGCGUCUGUCGCGUAUGGAAGACGAUAAGGUUGCCUUCCAGGAGCAAGUGAUGAGUCGCCGCAGUGUUGAGUUUGAGCGGUUGAGGUUGGAGAGGGAGCAGCGUCUGGCUGAACUGCGUGAGAUAAGAAAGGUGGAGCGUCUGCAACGCAGGAAAAUGGAAUGUUACAGAAGGCAGGAGGAAGCUCGUAUUCGGAAAAUCAGGGAAGAGGAAGAAGCAAGGAAGAGAGAAGAGGAGGAGCGCAAGAGGAAGGAGGAAGAAGAGCGCAUUCGAAAACUGGAAGAGAUCGCAGCAAGGCAGCGUGAGAGGGAAAGGGAGAUUGCCGAGAAGAUGCAGAGGGAGAGAGAAGAGGAAGAGAGGAAGCUCCGGGAGUCCAGGAGCCGGAUUCUGGAUGAAACCGCUCGCCGCUUUGUUCCUCCCGCUCUCCGUGCAUCAGCGGAGCGCGAACGCUUUGGUACAGAGGGGCGCGAGCCAGAUCUUUGGCGCCCGGGACCGCGCGCUGUUGUGGCAGAUGGCCCUGUGCGUGAAAGAGCGUUACCUCCUGCACGUGGUGUGGACAGGUGGACCAGUCAAGAGGACCGUGGCUGGCGUCCCGAAUCUGGUCGUGAGGUUGAGAGGGAGAGGGAGGCACCCCGGGCUCCUGGUGCGUAUCAGCCUCCCAGUCGGAGGAUGGAUGUGGAUGUACACAGGUCUGCUUUUGACAGAGAGCGGGAUGUGCGUCCUGCUGACCACGAUGGACCUCGCCUUGAGGUGGAUGGCAACAUGGUUCCACCACCACCUGGGAGGGAGCUGGGCCGGGAGAGACCAUUCCAACCACCUUCAGGUGGAGGCCGGUAUGAGCCACCUAGCCGUAGAGGUGGAUUUGACCGCGAUCGCGACAGGGACAUGAUGCCAGGGAGAGGCGGGCUAGCACCACGCCUGGGCGAAGAUCGCUGGAGCGCUCCCCGUGAGGAUGGCUCUCGGUGGGAGAGGGGCGACAGGGCACCGGCACCACCGCUUCGAAGGGAUGAUCGCUGGUGAUGUUCUCUGACUAAUGCUCCAGAACGUGCGAGCAGGUGAGUGUUGGAAGCCUGAAGGACAGUGGAUGCAAUUUUGGAGGGGCAAUUUAUAUGUUGACUUCCUUGCUGAGUGCAGAGCUUCUCCCAUGAAUAAAAGCCAUCUUUCGGAGUACACUCAGAGAAGAUUCAGCAACCUUCCUCUUCAAGAUUUGCUUGUUCAAUCAAAGCCACCCUUUGAACGCAGGUGCACGCAUGAAACGUGACCAUGUACACCUCUUUGCGAGAGCUUCUAGCAAAGUCCUCCUGGGGCUCUUGGGAGGUAAUACAUUCUUCUGCCAGCUGGCAGUGGAGUGCACUAUCCUUUUCCGGUCGCAGAGCACAAGCAGGUGCAUUGCACUGGGGAUAUCAAGUCGAGGGCGUACUCCGAUGAGGACUUUCGUGGAUUUAGCUGACUCGAAUUACGGCUAACUCUGGAUGUUUCUGACCGGCAUACGAUGUCAAAAGCAGACUUGAAAACCUACUAGUGUUGCCUUGAGAACAGCUGCAAUGAUCUGCAAACCUUGGACGGACAUGUCGUAUGUUGGCUGUGGCUGCUUUCAGCCUGUAGGGGUUAGGGUACUAAAAUGCAGCUUAUCGCAAUUGUAUUACCACAGGUUUUUGGAGCAAGAAAUAAUUCUGGCUUUCUAUGAUUUCCUUACGGCAGCUCUUCUUUGAUCGGAGCAAGUUUGGGAUAACCUGCGCAGAGCAACAAGCGGUGGUAGCGCAGAGCUGUUGUUGUCAUUUUUCUCUGAGAAGAAGGAAGUGGAUCUAAGGAGGAUGCUGCUGCUGCGGGCCCAAAGAACUGUAUUCAAGGGAGGACGGCACGGUUUUGACAUCGAGGUGUGUAAAGUUUUGUAGGUAGGUAAAUGAGGAAAAACGUUGUUUUUUUUUUUCCCGACCUGCAAUGUGGUGGCUUUGGGUGAGGUUUUGCAUUCCAGAUGUAGGCUGAGAGUGGUAUGAGCUGCACAAAAAAGGUGCUUUGCAGAUGUAGUGUUUAGAAGAUUUUGGUGCUUGUUGCAUGUCUUCUGUGUUUAGCAAAUACAUUGAUAUGGAUAUAUAGAGUAUAUGAGGUUGUUAAGCAGAAUGGGAGUUGUUGUGGAUCGCCUGCCUCUUGAGGAGUGUGCUUGCCAUUGAUACCGUAACUACAUGCAAUAGUGAUUUAGGUUAGUGGUGGGAAGGGGAAUUCUCUUCUACAGGUACACGUUGAGGCCAUAGAUCAUCAUUUCUCUUUCUGGAGCUCCGCGAGGGAGGUUGCCAUGGUAGUAGUCCUGACACAAAAAAUCAUUGCGUUGUAUUGGCUCUUGUUUGUUUUCUGUGUUCCCGCGGCUCCAGUACCUUUUUUUUCUCUUGUUUUUGAAACUUUAAGGAGCUCAUCCAUGGCAUCUAUGCUGUGCACUCUUGUGGAUGGUAUGUGUAUUCCCGGCCCUUUCGUCUUGUUUUUCUUGUUUUUUUGUUCUGUAUCCUGACUCCUGCCUUGUUAUCUGGGAGAAUUAUUCUUUGCGUAAUCUUUCCUUCUGAUGCCUGACCCCUUCGGUGUGGGAAUAGACACAGCGUGGGGUUUUCAGUGCGCAGAAAGUGCCAGGGCAGUUCAUCUGAUGUGUGUGAGCUGUCUUGCUGCAGAGCGGAGCCUUCUCUUUAUCCUGCGGAGCAUUCUCUUUAUCCCGGUCUUGAAUAAGAGUAGCCUCUUUGAAUGAAGGUUAUCCCUCAACCGUUCUCUGUAGCUAGAGUUCCAUCGACUUGGUGCCAGUUUCGCAGCCACACAUUCUAUCAGUCCCGACUCCCGUGUGCUGAUUGCGUUUCUGCCGAGUCUCCGUUUUGGGUGCAGGCAAUUGCUCCCUGCAGAUGCUUCUAAACGACUGGUCUUGAUUGAUUGUUGCUUCACACGGGAGUGUUUGACUCGGUGCUGUAUACGUCAAUCAGUACUGCUCUAUUGCCGUUGUGACUGGUCGCUGUGUUGUACACAGCAAUCAUUCUCUUCAGAUGCUACUACCAAGUGGCCUAAACCUGAGGGUUUCUGCUCACAAGAUUUGCAAGCAGCCAGGUAAUGGCACAGACAGAGCUUGUGAUGGGGCAAUGUAGGCAGUUACCGACUGCAGAUAUUCCCUGGCGUUGUUCACCUGGGUUGGCUAGGGUCUCCCGUCUUCUUAUCAUUUACCGAUCACGUAUCUGAUGUGUCUCCAGUACCUUUGCUUAAUCUUUGAAUUCCCUGGCGUUGUUCACCUGGGUUGGCUAGUGUGUCCCGUCUUCUUAUCAUUUACCGAUCACGUAUCUGAUGUGUCUCCAGUACCUUUGCUUAAUCUUUGCACCUGUCUGAUGUGUGUGUGCAUACACAGCUCUGGCUAUCUAUCAGUCAGCUGCUCUUGGUUGAUGUUUGUGUGUGGGUGUGUGUGCGCCUGCGCGUGCGCGCGUGUGUGUGUGUGUGUGCGUGUGUUCGUGUUCUUUGUGGUACGGGUUGCUGACUUACAACAGUCGUCGUUUAGUGAAACGAGCGUUGAUAAGUAGGGAUACAGGUAACAUGAUUCAAGAGUCUUCCCACAUCCGACUUCCCCAUGUGCUGGCUUGGGUCGUUGCAUACAUUUUUCUAAAAUGCUUCUGUUGUGCUCUAGAUUGAUUACUCCUGAAAUAUUAUAGACUCUACUUGAGUACGACUAAUGUAGUCUCCUAAAAUGCUUCUGUUGUGCUCUAGAUUACUCCUGAAAUAUUAUCGACUCUACUUGAGUACGACUAGUGUAGUAGAGAGAAUGUACAGUUCCCACAGUGGUUGGUCUUUGAGUUGUGUGUAUUACGGAAGUUAUGCGGUGGUUGUGGUAGAGUACAGAGAAUGUACAAUUCGCAGAGUAGAUGUUGGUCUAUAUUCUCUUUGUAAGGGCGCUUCUGUAUUUGGCUGUUUGCUUACAUCUUCAUGUUCUAUUAGGUUGAAGUCUAUACGCAGAAAAAGGUAUGCUUGCAUGCCCUAAUUGCACAGUUCGUUGUGCUCGUUUAGGUUGGUAGCGGGUGAGAAUGUGUGGGAGAAACAGAUGUGCAUGGCAUCACCUUGUGAUUGGAGAAUUGGACCAUGCUGUAAUGAAUCUUUCCAGAGAAUAUUGAAAGCGCUGGCCUUAGCAGUGGAGCAAGAGGGCCAGCGUUAGACCCCUUCACUUGGCUGUGCCGGGGAUGGCUUACUCACACUAAACUUUUUCUGCAGAAAGAGGGUGUAUUCGCACCGACAUUGUAAUUGCGGUCAGGUGCAUCCAUGUUGGGUUAGAAAGGGGGUCCCACAAUCGGUGAAGUAUCAGUGUGCGCAUGCCCUAAGAAAGAGGGUGUAUUCGCACCGACACUGUUAAAUCAUCAUUUUAAAUGUAUCUACCUUAUUUAUGCCUGCACCUGGAUGUAACACAACCCCGGUCCAGGCUGUAAUGAUGCCUGCUACGCACUCCUGUCUGUGUAUGACCUGAAAGAAGCAUGCUGCCAUGCGCCGGAGGUAGCUGUAGCUGGUUGACUUGUUGUUGACAACAACGGAUUUGACAUCAAAGGAUUGAGAGGUAUUGGAAUCUGUCUUCUGAAAAUGAAUGUAGACAAUUGCCGAGGCGAAGUAAAACCUCCACUACACGGCCACCUGGGCUGAGGGCCUGACACCUUCAUUUCUGGAGGCCCAACAGGCGAUGCCGGCCAUUGAUAAACUUUGCCGAUGGUGUGCGGGCUGCGUCCAGUACCUGUGCUCUAGUGCCGUGGGGACGAAGUCCUUCGCUAAGACUGGGGCCGUGUACUGGUGGCUCAAAAGUGAGAAAUUUGUGGGGCUUCUGCAGGCAUACAGCCAUUUUGUAGUUUGAUAUAAAUUUCUGGACCGACUGGAAUGGGGCAAUGGAACAAGUGGCAAUCUCUGUCCAUAGCAAUGGAACGAUUGGGGCCUAAGUUUGUGUCGCCCAGUGUCAGGGAAGGUUGCACUGGCAGUGUGGCCCUUGUUUGGAGAGAGAAGAGGAGGGCACUGCCGCCGCACUGUUGCUGGCGGCGUAGCACUGAUGAUGGUGCGCGUUCAUGACAUGCGACAUGGCGUUUGGACCUUUCGAGUUGAAGGAGGCACAUGUUUUUUUGCAGGUGUACACGGCCAGCCGAGUAGGCAUGAAGUGAUCACUGAGUCCUUAGCAUCUGGGUCAAUCGUAUGCAUUUGACAAUUGGUAAUCAGAGGAAGAGUUCGAAGUGUCUACAGGGACAGUUGGGUACCAUAAUCUUAGUGUCGAAAUCAUUUAGGUAUGUAAAAAUGGUGAUAGAAAUGCGAUAACCGGGAUCAUAGAAUGCCCAUUGUUUAUACCACGGAUACAUCACAGGCACUUCUCUCUGGGGCUGGGAAGGCACUGUGAAAGAGAAUCGGUGUGGGCCUCCAUUGGGCGGCACCAUUUUGCUCUGGCGGCUGAAUGAAUGAAUGUUGCAGCAUGCU